This is a messenger RNA of Emiliania huxleyi CCMP1516, 618 nucleotides long. RefSeq lists its product as hypothetical. Gene Ontology annotation, cellular component: delta DNA polymerase complex; nucleus. The transcript is spliced from 3 exons. NCBI's taxonomy places the organism in Eukaryota, Haptophyta, Isochrysidales, Noelaerhabdaceae. Gene Ontology annotation, biological process: DNA replication; DNA strand elongation involved in DNA replication; nucleotide-excision repair, DNA gap filling. Gene Ontology annotation, molecular function: DNA-directed DNA polymerase activity. Bases 1 to 618 code for a protein of 205 amino acids. The record is from RefSeq and is a predicted model, not a curated record.
AUGCUGUCCGCCCCAAGCAAAAAGAAUCUUACAACAAAACUCCCUCGCACAACACGGGGCACGGGACUGGCGCGCACUGGCACUAACACAAAAAGAAUACACACCCAUUCUCCCUCCAUUUUGCCGCCGCCAAAAGACCGCAACGAAAAACCGCUGCGGGCCAUCACCAGGCCAUCACAGUCGCCCGACAUGGAAGGCGUCCUCGAGGAGAUUGACGCCAUGCUGGGCGAGCAGCAGUCGGUUUCGGCGCGGUGGUACGCCCGCCGCGCCGACCUGCCCGUCGACGAGGCGCGCGCGCUGCUCAAGAGCUACUUGAGCGCGCGCGCUGGCAGCGCGAGCGGCGUCUUUCUGGUCUCCGGCGAGGCCGCCUCGGGCGGGCGUGUCGUGCGACUGGCGGAGGCGGACGAGCUCGAGCGGACGCGCGCCGGCUUCGCCUCCGUCACCACGGAGCAGCUCUACUCGGUGCACGCGCCGGCGCUCGCGUCCGACGCCUCCCGCAAGUACGAGCCGCUCGCGUCGCUCGCCGCGGCGCAGGACGCGCAGCUGUACGAGGAGGCGAGCGGCGAGACCAAUUGCCUGCUCGACAACCGCUGGGCGGCGAUCCGGCCUGCUCACUAA